This is a messenger RNA of Rhagoletis pomonella (apple maggot), 675 nucleotides long. RefSeq names its product ATPase inhibitor, mitochondrial-like. Gene Ontology annotation, biological process: negative regulation of ATP-dependent activity. Lineage: Eukaryota; Metazoa; Arthropoda; Insecta; Diptera; Tephritidae. Gene Ontology annotation, molecular function: ATPase inhibitor activity. The record is from RefSeq and is a predicted model, not a curated record. The transcript has 3 exons. Gene Ontology annotation, cellular component: mitochondrion. Bases 208 to 480 code for a protein of 90 amino acids.
AGCCGAAAACAGCUGCUGUAUUUCGCUAUUUCAUCAUUCAGCAUCAUUAGCUUGUAACGUGCAGACAAACAACGGAAAUCGAAUUACAAAAAUACGCUCGAUUAGUGUACGAAAGUAUUUUUAAACAAUUGAGUACAAAACUAUAAGCAAAUAAUUGUGAAAUCCAGAGAAAUUUACUGCGCGCCAGCAAAGUAAAAAAGCAUAAAAAUGCUAACACGCCGCUCAAUCGUUGGCGUACAAGCGUUGAAACAACAUUGUCGCAAAAUGUCGCAAGUCGGUGAAUUGGGUAGUGGUGCUGGCAAGGGAGGCGGCGGUGGCGGCUCCAUACGUGAGGCAGGCGGCUCGUUUGGCAAAAUGGAGGCAGCGCGCGAGGAGGAAUUUUUCUAUAAGCAGCAAAAGGAGCAAUUGAAGAAUUUGAAAACAAAAAGCGGCGAUGCAACAAAGAAUGCAAAUUUAGCAGCGCAACCGGCGAAACAGUGAAAUGAUGGCAGCGAAGAAGAAAAAAAUACGUUUGGAUUGUUGUCAAUCGGUGCAUUGCCCUCAAUUUGAAAUCAGAAUAUUUUACGGCUACGUAAAUGUGAAGCUAAAAAAUUUGUUUUGACCAUCUAGUUGUACAAAAAUGUUAAGUUUUGAAAGUGAAAAGACUCUUAUUCAAUAAAGGAAUAGGAAAAGUUA